GGUGGUCCCUGGGAAGCGAGAAACGGGCUGGAAACGGGGUAAGCAAGUAUCGUAUCAGAUGACCAAUGCUGGAUCCUCGCGAGUGUGAGGCGUUUGUGGGCCUGACAGUUCAACAGAAUAGGUGAUAUGUUUUACUAAGAGAGAAAAGAGGUGAAUGGUGCGUCGAAAUGUGAGGUAAAAUGUAAAUUAUCCAACAUCGUAAAAUUUUAUUAGAAUCUUUGGGAUCCAGUGAGUCCGGAAACGUUUCGUGUGACGUAAUGGCUUCUGUCAAAGUAGCAGUCCGUGUUAGACCUUUCAACCAAAGGGAAAAAGAUAUGAAUGCUAAACUUAUUGUGGAAAUGAAUGGAAAGAGAACCCGGAUUAUCAAUGCAAAGGUAGCAGUUUGUAAAGACAGUGAUGGUGCACGUGAACAUUAUAAAGAUUUUACUUUCGAUCAUUCGUAUUGGUCUUUUGAUCCAUCUGAUUCUCACUAUGCUUCUCAGGAACAGGUUUUCAAUGACUUGGGCACAGAUGUUAUAGAAAAUGCCUUUGAAGGAUACAACGCUUGUGUUUUUGCAUAUGGACAGACAGGAAGUGGAAAGACUUUUACAAUGAUGGGUUCUUCAGAUAAUUUGGGCUUAAUUCCUCGCAUCUGUAAAAUGUUAUUUACACGAAUGCAGGAAGGAAAGGAACAAGGAGCUACAUACAGAACUGAAGUAUCAUACCUUGAAAUUUACAAUGAACGAGUCAAAGAUUUGCUUAGAUCAAAUGCCAGUCAUACUUUAAAGGUUCGAGAGCACCCUCGAUUAGGCCCUUACGUUCAGGAAUUAUCAAGGCAUCUUGUCAUGGAUUAUGAAGAUAUCAGUGAACUAAUGACUCGUGGCAAUUCUCACAGAACAACUGCUGCAACAAACAUGAAUGAUGUGAGCAGUCGAAGUCAUGCAAUUUUUACUAUCAUGUUUGUUCAGGCAGGUUUUUCGAAUGAUAUGCCCAGUGAGACAAAAUCAAAAGUACAUCUGGUUGAUCUUGCUGGCAGUGAACGUGCUGACACCAGUGGUGCAACUGGGCAACGACUCAAGGAAGGAGGGCACAUUAAUAAAUCUCUCGUGACCUUGGGCUCUGUGAUCUCAGCUCUUGCUGAAAAUUCAUCAGGAGGCAAUCAGGGGAAACCAGUUCGGCAGGUCUUCAUCCCAUAUCGAGAUUCAGUUCUUACUUGGCUUCUAAAAGACAGCCUUGGAGGCAAUUCAAAGACUAUCAUGUUAGCAGCUGUUUCCCCUGCGGAUUGCAAUUACGGGGAGUCAUUGAGUACUCUACGAUAUGCUAACCGUGCAAAGAAUAUAAUUAAUAAGCCAACCAUCAAUGAAGAUCCGAACGUAAAACUCAUUCGAGACCUUCGAGCUGAAAUUUCAAAGCUAAAAUUGUUGCUGGGAGAUGGUUUUCCUGCAGAAGCACAACCUCAAAUGCUAGCACAACUACAACGCAAGCAAGCUCAAGAAAAGGAACUCUGUGAAGAAUGGGCAGAAAAAUGGCGGGAGACUCAACAAAUUCUGAGAGAGCAACAAGCUUUGGGGCUACGGAAAUCAGGCUUGGGUGUAGUGCUCGACUCUGAUCGUCCUCAUUUAGUUGGUAUUGAUGAUGAUGUUACCAGUACAGGUGUCACAUUGUACCACCUCCAGCAGGAUGGUGACACUCGAUUAGGAUCAGAUCCCAAUGCUGACAUAGUGCUGAGUGGUCCUGGCUUGGAGCCCAAACAUUGUCGAAUUGAACUAAAAGAAGGAGUUGCCACACUAGUACCAUGUCCUCCUGCCCAAUGCUGGGUUAACACUGCUGCUGUUGACAAACCCACUCGACUUUUUCAAGGAUGUAUCCUAUUGCUUGGUCACACAAACAUGUUCAGAUACAAUGAUCCAGUGGAGGCAGCAAAGCUCCGCAAGGAAGGAUCACAGACCCAGCUUAACCUCUCAAGACAGUCACUUCUCUCUUGGUCGUCCCCAGACCUGGCAUGGUCUUUAGAAAAUUUGAAUAUAUCUAGAGAAGAUGAAGAGCACACAGAGGAAGUAGAACUACAACAUGUUCUAGUACAAAAGGAACAAGAAUUUAAGCAGGAUCAGCCGGGACAAGAAUUAGAUUGGAAACAUCAGCAACAAGAGAAAUGCUUGGCACUGGAAGCAGCCCAGCGGCAGCUUCAGGAGGUUCUUCUUGAAUGCAUGCUGUGUACUGGCAGCCAGGUGAGACAGGGAGUCCAGGGCAAGUUGGCAGUUCUUGAAGGCUCAGGUGGACAAGUGUCGGGCGACAGUGUACGGCUAGCGGAAACCCCUCAGCGUCAUCUACACAUGCAGGAAAGACUGCAGUUGGAGGAACAGUAUGUAGCCCAAUGUCGAAGAUUAGCUGAUGACUGGGAAAGAUUAGAACGGCAGCAGCAGGAUGGGUUGGCAAGUCUGCAGAGUCGUGAGGCUGAACUUUGGCGACGUAAACAGCUGUUAGAACAGGAGAGGAAUCGCCAGCAACAGGAGUCUAGUGCUUUCUGUGAUAUGCAUGUGCUGUGUCACUGGCACCAGGUUGACAGGGAGUCAGGGCAGUUGGCAGUUCUGAAGGCUCAGGUGGACAAGUGUCGGCGCCAGUGCAGCUGGGAAACCCCUCAGCGCUCAUCUACACCAUGCCAGGUGUCAGAUAGUACAGAAAGGAUCACCAAUGCUAACGAAGAUCAUGAAAGCAUUGCUUGUCAAGAGAGUUUGGAGAGUUUGCUAAGUAAUGCAGAUGACCUAGCAAAUUCAACUGUCCAAGAUUCCUGUAUUUCUGAACAACAGCCAGCUUAUGAAUCCAGUCCUGAAUCCUGGGCAAGUUUGGAACCCAGUGGAGCCGGAGUUGAAGCAAUGAGGGAAUUGGCUAGUUCACAUCGGCAGGAGCUGGCAGCAUUAGAAACAGAGUUGCGGACUCGUGCUCGUGCCCUUGCUGAGCGACGCCACACUCUUGACCAGAUUGAUCUUCAGCUUGUGGACAUCGCAUCGUUGCUUCAAGCAGGCAGUGCACAGUUCGCAGCUUUGCGCCGUUCAUUGGCUCAACGCCCUCGAGAACAGCUGCAAGAGAUGUUGCGCCGCAAGCAAUCGCUGUCCUUGGAUUUAAGACGUGCUGCUCGUCCAGCAAUUUGUGGAGAGAUUCCCAGUGAGGAAGCUACAGUUGGCACUGUGUCUACCGAGGAUGAUGAGUGCACUAGUGCUGAUAGCUCAGCCAGCACAGUCAGUACAGCCAGUAUCUCUGAGGCAUCACCACAUCCUUGCAUUUCUAGUGCAGGUGCACCAAAUCCUGCAUCACGUACUCCCUCCAGUUCUCUGGACACAGCUGACACUUUCCAUACAGCCACUAGUCCAGGGCCAAUUGAGCCACCUCCUCCCCAACCCCCACCCCCACCUCUAUCACCGUCACUACCCUUACAGUCUUCACCACCACCACCUCCACCACCACCACCACCACCACCACCACCACCACCACCUCCACCUCCACUUCUACCACUUCUUUGCCCUGUACUUCUAUCUCCUGAAGGUCCUUAUUCGAUUGCUGUUGGAGAAGAAGUAGAACAGGCAGAAGAAGCAGAAGAAGGAAACUGUUCCAGUAUUAGUGCUGAUUCACAUAAGCGUGCAUUAUCAGAAGUUACCUCUGGUUGUCACUCAUGUAGCUCUUUUGAGCAUGUGUCUCCGCAUACACCUCUUGUUUCGUCUCCGCAACACAGUCAAGAACCGCCUCAGCAGGAGCAGCAGAAGAUACAGCAACCUGAGCCACGCCGGCGACAUAGACAUCAUGGAAAGGCAAUGGUGAACAGCCGCCGAAAAUUUGUACUUCCAGUUGAGACCCAGGCCCUCACAGUAGCUGAAGCAAUGCGUGAAAUGCAAGAUCUGUGCCAUCGUGUUGCUCAACACAAGUUAAACAUCAUGCGUUGCCUUGAUCAUGAUUGUGAUCGCAAUCAACUUAACCGCCAAAUCGCAGAGCUUCAAGAACUUCAGCGACAGUAUGUACGUCUAGAGUUGGUUCUCGAACAAGCACAACUGAGUGGCAGUAGUGAGGACUCUGAUGAUAUCUCCACUUCUGCUGAAGAUGGGUUGUCAGAACUACUUGGUGAUGCUUUGCGCCUGGAAGGGAGUGAUGUGAUGGAGGGCAGCCCAGCACGACGCCUCUCACUGAAUCUUCACCAGCGUUUACUUCAAGGGCGCCUUGGUUCACCAGUUAGUCCAAUUCUGUAUACAUCAUGUGGCCAUGGUGGCAGCCUAGAUGAUCAAAGGAAUACAAGUGUCAGUGGACCCUAUGACUCAUGGGUUCAUAUUCCUUCGUAUGUGUUGCGUGGUUCUGGCUAUUCUGCUCAUUUUGAAUAUGAGCUACGUAUGUGUGUUGGUGGUGAACGAUGGAUGCUGAUGCGACGUUACCGCCGCUUUCGAGAAUUGCAUCUCACUAUGUGCAGCAAAUAUGGUCGUCCUGUUUCAUCUUUACCAUUCCCUCCGCGGAAAUUUUUUGCAAAGACAUCUGAUGCUGUGGCACGACAACGUAGACGCCUUCUAGAAGCGUACCUACGGCAACUGUUUGCUACUUGUAGUGGCAUUGAAAGCUGUCCAUUGUUUGCAUGCCGUGAUGCACCAUCUCGUCUUGCUUUAUUGGAGUUUUCUUCUUUCUUUCGCAAGGGCGCUUUUGAAAUUGCUAAGUGUGGCACCAGCUAGUGGAGGGCACGGCGGGAUCACCUGCCGACUCAGGCACCAUGCUGGUGCCCGCCUGCCCCUGCAGCUAGUGCACCGUCUUUGAGCAACAGAGAUGCCCACAGUACUGCUGCAACGGCUUUUGCAUAGGGGACUGACUUUCUUCCUGAAAUAAUAUGUUACAUGUUAUUUUCUUCUCUUUGAUCAAUAUUGUAGCACAGACAUAUUGGUAGAAAUAAGCUUAGCACUCUGUAGAAAUUCAAACAUUCGCUUGACAAAUAUUACAUGGAAAUAUCUGCAAUUCUCGUAGUAAUCAUAAUAGCAAUUUUCCCUUUGUGUUUAAUUAUUUCUUUUGUUUCAGAACCAUUAUUUUGGUUCAUUUGUUGGUUUGCUUUUAUUAAAGUUAUGAAAGUUAAUCAUAUCAGGCAUGAAAACAAAAACAUAAAAACAAAGCAAAUAUACAAAUAAUGCCUUUUUUUUUAAUUGUUGCUACCCUAAUACCUUAAAUACAUGCUGCAAUUACUUGCAAAAUACAAUUGUGUAAUGUGUGCAUGACAACACAUAUUUUGCAUGGUUAUAAAGAUCAAAUAAACAAAAAUUGGGGUAAAUUGCAAGGUAGAUAUUACUUCAGUAUUGACCGUGUUAUGUAGACUACAGAAAUGUUUGCUUGUUGUAUACAUUUAUUAUGGUGUGGAUUGAACAUAUCUGUGAUAAGAGAAUCAUAUGAUGGAUACAACUCAUGUGUUGCUUGUAAUCAACUCAUGGUUUACUAAAGGGUUGGUAGUGAACCUCAUUAUCUUGCAUUAUCCUCUCUGAGUUAACAAAACUUUUUUAUGAUUUGAUAAUGAAAUUAACUUAAGUAUCAAUUUAAAUUCUAUUUAAAUCACAUUUUUGUUUUUCUGUCAAAUUGUGAACACUAAGUUGUAUCUUGAAUUGUCUAAGAGCUGCUUAUGUUUGCCAAUCCUGAAAUUGGAAAUGAAAUGUUUUAUUUUUUCUUCACGAUCUCAUAAUAUUAUUCACCCAUUAUUUUUAUAAAGUUGCAAGUUGAGUACUUUUGUUGACUAAAUACAACCUUCAAAAUACUCCAUUUGUUGCCUUAGGAAGAUUUGAAUCUCAUUGGUGACUGUGCUUGAAAUUUGAGUGUUUUUUCCCAAAGAUUCCACUGCUUGUUCAUUGUUGCGGGUAUUGUUGCCAAAAUGUUUUAGAUGUUCUAUACAACAGAGGUUUGCUAUUUUUCUGAGUAUAAUGUACAUCAGCUCUUGUUGAGCAUGUAGAAAAUGCAAUAUGGUUUUUAAUACAUAGGAUUAAUAUUAAAGCUAAGAUUUCUUAAUAGUGAAGUGAAGAUGUUUAGUAUUGGAUGGUCAAACUUAUGUAAUGUACAAGUCUAACUUGGCCUCUGCUUCCUCAAAUGAAGCAAUUCUUGUGAAUGUUGUAGAUAACUGAAAGCAUCCAAAGUUAGGAUCUGUAAAUGUAUUUAAUAAUAUGAAAUAAGACUUAAUGUUGCAGCACAUUUUCUCCUGCAACAUAUUAAGUGUGUACUGGUCUGUAUUUCUCAUUAUGCUUUAAAGGUACAAUAUCCUCAGAAGCUCAUGAUGAAAACAAAAGUUUACUUAAGCCAAUGACUUACAACCAUCCUACUGAGAGUAGUAAAAGUAAUAUGUUAUGAUUGUUUAUAUAGACAUGCACAUAAAGUUUGCAUUAAACAAUGUUUCUUUAAUGCAAAUGAUUUGAAAGAAGUAGCACAUUAGUCUUUCAAAAAGUUCGUUUAUUUUUCAGUUUUUAUUGUUAAUUUAUAUUCAUUAUUUGUAAAUGUGUUGUUUAAUAAAGAAUGGAGAAUAGAGAUGUGCUUCUAAGGAUCCAAUUUUCAGUUUAUAACAGUGAUAGUAAUGCAGUGUUUUGAUCAGAUUCAUGGGCAAAAAUUUCACAGAUUAGAGAAGUAAAUUUUAUUGUCUAUAGUUUUCUUAGUAUUUAUCAAGCGUAAUAAAGAAUUUUAAUCUUAAAGAAUCAAUGUUCUGGAAGUUUUAAAUGGUAAGAGAGCCUACCGCAUUUCAAGAUUUUUUUGUCCAUGUGCCUCAUUUUCUUACAGUUGUGGGCCAGUUUAAAUAGUGAACAUGAUGUGCAUUUCUUCAUGAGAUUGUAAUGCAAAGAAGGAAAUGCAAAUCUAGUUUAUAUCUGUUUUAGAAAAUUAUUUGCAGGGACCUAAAAGAUGUUUUCUCUAAAAUUUCCAAAUAAUUUCAGUUAGGAUAAGAACCAUAAUUUGGUAGUAUUUUUAAAUGGCUAAGACAGAUAACUAAUUUCUCUGUUUGUGUAUGUACUAUUAUGUAUGAACUGGCCCAGACAAGUUGGAAAGCAAUACAUUUAUGAAACAACUGUAGAACUUGGUUCCUAUAAAAUGCUUUGCGAGACUGAGGAUCAAAAUCUUUGCCAAUAAAAGUAUGAAUUUUCAAGAAAAA
Molecule: messenger RNA, 7111 nt
Organism: Gryllus bimaculatus (two-spotted cricket)
Lineage: Eukaryota; Metazoa; Arthropoda; Insecta; Orthoptera; Gryllidae
Source: the annotation of a GenBank genome assembly